This is a messenger RNA of Trichobilharzia regenti, 2525 nucleotides long. NCBI's taxonomy places the organism in Eukaryota, Metazoa, Platyhelminthes, Trematoda, Strigeidida, Schistosomatidae. The record is from the annotation of a GenBank genome assembly.
AAGCAUUUAUAUCGAGGAUGACAUGUUGAGCUAUCAUUAUUACACUGACCAGCAUUGUGUUUAUGCUUCAUUUUUAUCUUUGAUAUACCAACUACUCAAUCGUUUAUUCGUUGACAAAUAUUUCAGUCAACACAUCUAACAGUUACCAUAUAAGUUGACCAUAUCAUAAAGGCCAACUUGAAGUAUACAAGUGAAAAAUAUAUAUACACAUUGAAUAUCCACUGAAAAUUGAAUCGAAGAAAAUCUACAUGAAUCAAAAUAUACCAACAAUCUAUACUAAUUUGACCUACCAACCACAACAAAAUCCACACCAUCAACAUCAACAACAACAACAACAACAACAGCCGCCAUAUAUUACUGACUCCCGGUUAAGAGCACAAUCACAGUAUGCUAUGCCAACACAAAUGUAUCGGAAUAAAUCUGAUUCUACAAAAAUCACUAAUGAAAUCACCACAUUAACUGAACAUGGAUUAUCUAGUGAUAUUUCACCUAAUCAACAUUUUCAUUCAUCAGAACAAAUUUCACCCCGGAAAUCUGAAUUUCAACCUGAUCCGUUGAAUGUGUUAAAUUCAAAGGAGAUAGUUUCAUCGAAAGACAACCGACAGACGCCUUUAAAUCAAUUCAUAAUAAAUAACGAUGAUAAACUGCCGAAUGAAAUGAUAAAUAAUAGUAAUAAUAAUAAUAAUAAUGAAAAUAAGUGUAUGCCAGUGAAUAAUGAAAAACAAUGUGAAGGGAAUGAUGAAGAAAAUCAACCGACUAGUUCAGGUGUUACAACAGAGAAACAUGCCCGUGAAACAUGGGACACGAAAAUUGAUUUUUUACUGGCUGUUAUUGGUUUCGCUGUAGAUUUAGGCAAUAUAUGGAGAUUUCCGUUUAUUUGUUAUCGUAACGGUGGAGGUGCAUUUCUUAUUCCUUAUUUGGUUAUGUAUAUUUUUGGUGGAUUGCCACUCUUUUAUCUGGAGCUGGCACUAGGACAAUUUCAACGUAGUGGGUGCUUAACUGUUUGGAAAAGAAUAUGCCCUUUAUUCAGCGGUAUCGGUUUUGGAAUAUGUAUAAUUGCAAGUUAUACAGCAUGGUAUUACAAUACAAUUAUUGCUUGGGCUCUAUUCUACAUGAUCGAUGCGAUGAAACCACAUUUACCAUGGGAUGGAUGCAACAAUUGGUGGAAUACAAAUUCAUGCGUAACUGUCUACGACAGACUUAUAGAUAAUGCUGUGUUGAAUACCUCACACAAGUAUGAAUUGAAUGAACUGGUUAAUUUAUCAACAAGUAUGAAACACAGCAAUCAAAGUGGUGAUGUUUACUCGUCUACAGAAGAAUAUUUCUAUCGUCGAGUUUUACAAAUACAAUACGCCAAAGGAUAUAAUGAUGUUGGUCCAAUACGCUGGGAGAUAUGCCUUUGCUUAAUUGUAGUAUUCACGAUAGUGUAUUUUUCCCUUUGGAAAGGUGUAAAGAGUAGUGGGAAAGCUGUAUGGGUGACUGCUACUCUGCCUUACGUUAUUUUAUCAAUUCUAUUAGUUCGUGGUUUAACACUACAAGGUUCACUAACUGGUAUAAAAUACUAUUUAACGCCAAAUUUCUCAAGUUUAUUGAGCAUUUCCGUCUGGAGUGAUGCUGCAUCACAAAUCUUCUUUUCACUUGGUCCAGGAUUCGGUGUUCUGCUUGCUUUAUCCAGUUAUAAUAAAUUUCAUAAUAACUGUUACAGAGAUGCAAUGAUUACCAGUUUCAUAAAUUGUGCAACAAGUUUUGUCUCAGGUUUCGUUGUAUUCUCUGUUCUUGGAUACAUGUGUUUCCGUAUGGGGAAAACAAUGGAAGAUGUUGCUAAUGAAGGACCUGGUUUAGUAUUCAUCGCCUAUCCUGAAGCUAUUGCAACACUAGCCGGUUCAACAUUCUGGGCCAUUAUAUUCAUGCUAAUGCUCAUCACUCUAGGCCUUGAUAGUACAUUCGGUGGACUUGAAGCUAUUAUCACAGCAAUCAUGGAUAGUGUUCCUGCGUUAGCUGCAUCAACCACAUGUGGUGGAUAUCUUGUUCUCACUAUGCUUGAUCGUCAUGGAGCUCCGAUUUCUAUUCUGUUCAUUGUGUUCUGUGAAUGCGUGGCGUUAUGUUGGUUUUACGGUACCAAACGAUUUUGUCAAGAUGUGCAAAUGAUGCUUGGAUUUAAGCCUGGUAUAUUUUGGAGAAUUUGUUGGGCUUAUAUAAGUCCAAUAUUUCUUCUGGGCAUUUUCAUUGCAAAUAUAGUUUCCUAUGAAACACAACCUGUUUCUGUGCUGGGUGUUGUUUAUGAACCAACCACUUGGGUUAUAGCAUUAUCAUGGGCUAUAGUUUUUUCAUCGCCAAUAUUUAUCCCAAUAUUAAUGAUCUAUCAAUUACUUAGAGCAAAAGGAACGUUUGUCGAAAGACUACGCUAUCUUACAACACCUGAAGAUAAACCUACCUAUUGGGAUCAACAAAUUGAAAUUAAUGACGAUGGUGAAUAUGUACCACAGAGUAAAAAACAAAAUCAACAAUCAAUAGACGAAUCUUAG